GUUGACUUCUGCUUAUGGGACUGCGGUGCCCUAGCGGUCAGGUAAAGGCGCAGUUCGGGCAUACAGGAUGAGUCAGAAGAGAUGAAAUACCUGAUACGAUCGGGAUGUAGGAGGUGAAGGUAGGUGAGAUUAGAUAUAAUGACAAGUAGUAGCUUGAUGUAGAGGGUAUAGUCAACUGACCAUGCUCUCCUGUAGUACUGGCGCUCCCCCAUAGACGUCGCGCGCGGCGAGCGACGAUACGACGUCGAUUACCUAGCAAAGCAUGGUCAGUAACUCGUAUUACCAUCAUCAUCGUUCCUCCCCUCACCAAUCUCUGAUCACCGCCACGUGCUUGCCUCUUCACUCAACGCACGGUCACACGCUAGUCUCGCGCGGUUUCUUUGAUAGUGGUCCUCAGUGGUUGGGCCUCACUCUUACAUCAAAGCUCAACCAGUCUCUUGACUGUGAGCCAACCUAGAGCAUCGCGCAUUGGUCGAGCAACUUACACCAGCAAUGGCGCCCCGUAAGACCGCCACCAGCGACAAAGCCCCGAAGGCAGCUGUCACCAAGAAGACCACAGACAAAGUCAUCAAGCGACCGGCGCGCGGAUACCACAAGUUUCGAAACGGUCUACUGAACGUCACGCCCAAAGGUGGUGAAAAGGAGCUUGCCAGGCAGAACCAGAACUCAUCGCUUCUACGUCUACCUGCCGAGGUUCGCAAUCAGAUCUGGAAGCUCGUGUUGGGAGCGAAGGUAUACUGGGCACGCUACACGAAGAAGUUCCAGCUUUCACCGACGGAGCCAAAGAACGCCAUGGCACUCCUGCGAACCUGUCGUCAAAUAUAUGCAGAAACCGCGCUCAUGCCUCUAACGCUCUCGACGUUCGCCUGUGCUUCUGUUACGCAGGCCAAAGGAUCUCUGGGGAAGCUCAAGCCACAUCAGCGCAAACAGAUUACUUCUCUCCAGUUCUUGUGUCCUGGACCCAUUAGCAUAAGAAUGCUCCAAGAAGGUUACUUCAAGACCUACAAUUUUGUGCUUGCAAGGUCGCUGCCUAACCUGCAAGAGCUGCGCGUCCGUAUAUUCUCAGCUGGAGCUGUCUCUUCUACCCGCGAGACUGUUGAGGAUGAGGCGCGCGACUAUCUCAGACCAAGCCUCCAAGGCAUGUCGGUCGUACUGAAGGUUGAUCAGACGGAAGAAUUGUGGUCAGACUAUACACAAUCGUAA
Molecule: messenger RNA, 1203 nt
Organism: Alternaria rosae
Lineage: Eukaryota; Fungi; Ascomycota; Dothideomycetes; Pleosporales; Pleosporaceae
Exons: 2
Coding region: 493-1203 (236 amino acids)
Source: RefSeq, a predicted model, not a curated record